Messenger RNA from Quercus lobata, 572 nucleotides. RefSeq lists its product as uncharacterized. The coding region runs from base 56 to 394 and encodes 112 amino acids. Gene Ontology annotation, cellular component: membrane. The record is from RefSeq and is a predicted model, not a curated record. The transcript has 2 exons. Lineage: Eukaryota; Viridiplantae; Streptophyta; Magnoliopsida; Fagales; Fagaceae.
CUCCACGAGAAUUGUUUACACAGGAGCACAAGGACAUGAUGAAAGAGGGAGAGAAAUGGAUGAAAAAUACAGCCACUUCGUGUACGGUGUCAUGAUGUUUUUGGGAAUCCUUACAUCACGUUAUGCAGAAGAAGACUUCCUUAAAUCCUUGCCAACAAAGAUGAUAAUAGGUCUUGCCACCCUUUUCUUCGCUAUUACAACCAUGAUGAUAGCUUUUUCUGCUGCUCUUUUAAUUAUGCAAAGUGGAAAUUCAUGGAUUGUCAUUCCUAUCAUUUGUUUGGCUAUUGUCCCAGUCACCCUCUUCAUAAUUGCGCAGUUCCGCCUUCUUGUUGACAUGUCCAUGUCAACUUAUGGAGCUGGCAUCUUGGAUAGGAAAAUGAAGCCUUGGUUAUAACUUCUAUUCAUUGUGCUAUAUUGUACGUGUGUUUUAAUAAUUGUCACAACAGCCAGAAAUGAUUUUUUUCCCCUUGAACAGGAAACAAAUGAAUUAUGCACGAGCUGCAUCAUGUGUGAUUGAUUAUAAUUUCAGCUUAUAAAUCAUCAUUACUUUUCUUUAAUAUUUAUUUACUUUC